AAAACCAGUUUAUUUACCGACCACGUCCACGGCGCGCGCGUUCUAUGGCCCGUGCCCAAAAUUAUAGUCCGAGUUUUCUCACAGAGAUUGAUAUCACGAAGUUAAUCUGUGUGGCUAGGUGGAAUUAUAUUUCGUGAAACAUUACAAUCUACUAGCAAUAUUCUAGAGUGUGAUAAAUUGUUUUGGAAAGUCAUAAAUAAAGUAACCAUUGGGAGUGCUAAAAAGGUGUGUCGUGUUUCGAAUUUUGAAUCGUGAACAAACUUUUGUGCAUUCACGUGAAAAAUACAAGUGUUUUAUUUCGAUGAGUUCGUGUGUGCAAAAGAGAUGUUGAUACGGAAAAGUUUUCCAAUCAAAAUCGAUUGUCAGUUGCAUAGUUGAGUGAUUUUCGUGUGAUUUCUUCAACGAGACGAGUUCGCAAGGUAAACAUGUGCGCAUCAAGAAUUCAAACACACCGAACAAGUGGCCACCAGCCCUGAUGCAGUCCGGAACAUUCCAUGAAGUCGGCUGACAUGUAGCCAUGGCCAGUGGCAAGGCUCUUUAUUCAAUAGCAGUGGUGGCACUGGGGUUCAUUUGCUUCGUAGUCGGUGCCAUCGCAGUGGGCCUUCCUACCUGGGGAAACUUCCAUAGCUAUGAUUCUGACUUUCAACUCUCAGUCCCUGGGUACUAUUUAGACAAUCCGAACUUCGACCAAGGCUACUUCGGACCAUGGCGCGUUUGCAAGAAACUGUUGUACAACAGAGAGAAAUGCGGGACGGACGUAUCCAAGUUCCAACCAUCGACGGCGGUGUACAUAGCGGGUGUGGUCGCGUCCGUCGGCGUGUCGGUGCUUGGCGUGUUCUGCGUCCUCUCCGUGCUGCAACUCGCCAUGAUAUCGUCCAAGGAACGAGUAGCCUUCAAGUACACGAAUCUCGUCAUGAUGAAGUUGGCGCUGGCGCUAUUAGCUACGUUGCUGUCAAUAGUGGCGGCAAGUUUGUUCGCCGUACAAGGCGAUGACAGGGGUUUCUUCGUGACGAGGGGAGAGGCGUUUUACGUUCAGAUAGUGAGUAUAGUGAUAAACUCGAUCCUGUUUAUAAUGUCGCUGUACGACGCUCUGUUCUCGCGGAGAGCGGGCGGGGAUCCCACUAAUCCUCUAGGAGAGCCCGAAGGGACCACUAUCAACAACCCUGGAUUCAAAGAAGGAAGAGGAAUCUCAAUGACAGACGCAUCAGGUAAGCCGUACAGCACAAACGGUCACGGAAGCGUGGCUUCAAUGAACACGACGGCAACCACGCUGACCGGCUUGUCGGACGCCAGUACCAUCACCAGGUCACCACUAAGGUCUUCACUCAAGAAGCCAAGGCCCAGGGAAGGUGAACCCGGAGGCCUGGGCAUUCAAAACCCAGGCUACUCCGGACACUCACCACCUCUAAACAGAAAUGGGAGCCAGAAGAAAGUGCGCAUACAAACACACAGUACCGAGGUGUGAACCAGUCUGUAUGUUAAUUUAAUUGUAGUUAUACUAACUAUUACUGAGGUGGUUUUCAAUAUGCUAAAAGAUUGCAGUACCCAGACAAUGGUAUGGUAAUACUUUUGUGUGAUCUCUUCACUGGUAUUUUCUGACUGUCUUGCAUAUUGAAAUGGUUUGGUAUGUUUCAUAUUUGUCUCAAGUGCGAAAAUUUUUAAUCUCAUCAGUAGAUUUAUUAGAAACAUGAAAUCACACUAAUUUAUUAAUCAUGUUUAUUGUGUGCAUGUUUGUUACUCUUUCAAGAAAAAUCUAUCGAAUGGCUUUUGAUGAAACUUAGCAAUAAUAAUAUAUUGAAAAUGAUAUCACGAUUUACACUUUAGACAAAUGGGAAAAUCGGACAAAGGGAAAAUUAUAUUAUGGAAAAGUUGCUCCUUCUGUCAAAAUUGUUCAGUUGUAUGUAAUUGUUCAGUUGUAUGCAAUGAAUUAAAGAGAAGGCAGUGGCUAAAAAGAUACAGGUGAAGAAAUAAGAUUGAAUGCUAAAUAGAGUGAAGCCAUAAUUCACUACUUUCAUAAAAUGCUCAAUCAUUGUAUUAAAUGGUUGAAUUUCAUAAAAUGUGUCAUUGCCUGUUGGUCACAUCACCAUGUGCUAUGGGUAGAUCAAUGAUGAGAUUUCUCAAGAUGAUGUUUACUUGAAUAUCUUAUACAUACAGUUAAAAAUUUUGACAUAAGGUGCAGGUGGUCUAUUUAUUUAAAUGGAUUUUGUAUAUGGAUUUAAAUAUAGAUUGACCUUUUAAUAUUAAGGAGACACUGAUAAAUUUUAACACUAUAGUGUUAGGAAGUUUUUUAAUCUUAUAUUUAUAUGUAUGUAAUAUCUGAUUAGGUAAUUUUUUCAAGUUUUAUAAUAGAAUAUUCGGUUUGCGACAUGAGUUGAAUAAUGCAUUACUUUAGUACGACUAAAAUAUUUGACAAAAUGCGACCUCCGUGGAGAUAAUUCUCAGUUAAGAUACACCAUUAUUUUGUAUUAAGAUUCGAUGACUUCUAAAAUUUCAAUAUGCAUGAAGGCAUUAUAAAUAACAGUUUGGCAUCUUACACUAAUCUAAACAUGGAGUUAGUUUAUAUUGUCUGCACUCUCAUUUAUGGUUGACAAUUAAAGUGCUGCCUAACUUUUGUCGUUAACUGUAUAUUUCACUAUACAAAAAUCACUAGGAUAGAAUAGAAUUCAUUGCACUUUCGCAAAUGGAAUCCACUUAUCACGAGCUGAUAUUACGUAUUUUGUUUUAAAUUUAAGAAUAUUUUUAUAUUUUACAAUUUAUAAGACAUUGCAAUCAUCUGUAUAUUUCGUUUGAACAAAGUUCUUAAUUGAAUAUUUUAUUGUGUAUAAAGUGCAUAUGUGUACAUAAAUCAGCACAAAGUGUUGUAUAUUAAGAAACUUUUUGAAUUUGUUACUUUAUACAGCUUUGUUGUAUGUUAACAUGCAAUUUUAAUAAUAUGUUAACAUUUAUAUUUUAGAUUAAAUUCCGAUUUAUUUGUAAGGUUAAAGUUAAAUAUGUUUAAGUGUAAAUAUACAUGAAAACCCACCAGGCUUUUUGAGGAUCAUCACAUUUUCUGAAACUAUUUUAUUUACCUUUCAUAAUUUCGUAUUUAUUGUGAGAAUCGUGCCUUACCUUUUAAAUCCAAAUUUGUGCCUUAUCCUAAAAGCCAUUUGUAAACCUAUUGAAAAUUGUGUAUUAUGAACCAAUUUUAUUUACACCAUUCAAAUGCAGAAUUUACUUUAUUUUCAGGAAAUAAAACCAUUCUUAAAAUAAAUGUACUAUAAUCGUAAUUUUUAUUACAAAUUGUGAACAUUUCUAUAUGUUAAGAUUAAUGUAAGGGUAUAAUUUUUACUCUGUCCGUCCAAAUUCUGGUCUUAAGUUUAGUUUUGACAUUAUUAUUUGCUUAACAAGUAGUAACUGUCAGUUAGGAGCAUUAAAAUAAUAUUAUGCCUGGUUUCACCACCUACAAAUAAGUUUAAUUAAUAAACAUAUCUGUUAGAUAAAUAGCUGAAUUACAUAUAAGUUAAUCUUGAGGAUAAGGCCUUUCCAGAGUGGUGAAACCGGCCGAAAUUAUUGUUACUUUUGUAUUGUUGAGGUAAAUAUGAUAUUUUAUUCUGCAUGUUUGUGGACAGUCGUUAAAUUUCUGUAUGUUAAAUCAUAUUUCCGUCUUUUCAUAAAAGAGUAUUUCUUCUUUAAACAAUUCUUUAUUUGUUAUUUUUUACAUCAAACCGAUAUUUUAUUUUUAAUUUAACGGUAUUAUACAAUUCCGUCCAAAAUAUCCCAUUAUGUUAAUGAUCUGAUAUUUAGUUAUUAUAUUCUGUAGUAAUAUUUUGCUGAAUUAAAAAGCAAUUGUUUUACAACCA
This is a messenger RNA of Helicoverpa zea (corn earworm), 3839 nucleotides long. RefSeq lists its product as uncharacterized. Lineage: Eukaryota; Metazoa; Arthropoda; Insecta; Lepidoptera; Noctuidae. The record is from RefSeq and is a predicted model, not a curated record. The transcript is spliced from 8 exons. The coding region runs from base 518 to 1465 and encodes 315 amino acids.